Molecule: messenger RNA, 7199 nt
Organism: Mercenaria mercenaria
Lineage: Eukaryota; Metazoa; Mollusca; Bivalvia; Venerida; Veneridae
Product: insulin-like peptide receptor
Exons: 28
Coding region: 518-6103 (1861 amino acids)
Biological process (GO): glucose homeostasis; protein phosphorylation; cell surface receptor protein tyrosine kinase signaling pathway
Cellular component (GO): membrane; insulin receptor complex; axon
Molecular function (GO): ATP binding; insulin receptor activity; insulin receptor substrate binding
Source: RefSeq, a predicted model, not a curated record
GUUGUUUACGUUUAUGUUUCUCUGUGUUCAUAGUCUUGGAAUACACAUGUGUAAAUUUAAUUGACAUAAUGUACAUAAUUUACCGUUGGAAUCAGGCGAAAGAACGAAAGAAUGGAGCUUAAAUUCCUUUCAAUGACUGAUUCAAAUUGAUACGUGAUAGUUUGGAUAUAUGCGAGUGACAUUUUAUUACUUAAGGUUCAAGGCUGUUUGAAAAUGGAUGCCUUAUUUUGUACACAGGAAGUCAGCGGAAUUAUGCCUGAAAAUUAGCGAAGAAAGUGUUUUGGAUAAUAACUACCGUCACUUUUAGUUCUGGGAUAGACGUACACUUGUGGUUGUGAUUUUAAUACGGCGUGAUUUGAUUAAGAUCAUGCAGAAAACACUGGAAUUUAUGUCUGCGCCUUUCAUUGAUAAACAGCCGCCAUUGAAAAACCAAAACAAAUAUUUCUGCUACAGGUUACGGCGACAUUGGACGAAUCAUUUGCCUUUAAAUUUUUAAGAUGUAGUGUAAACAGAUAUUAUGCAGACUUUUAAUUAUUUAGUUACAGUUUUACUUUUUUCCGUGCCAUUUAAAUGCACUGUGGCCUCUGAUGAGGGACUGCAGGGGUCAUUCCAUGAUGCACGAGUUUCUGAUGUGCGAUUGACCAAUUCGAACAAUUUAAACAGUUAUGGAAUUCUGGAAGUCUCUGUUGAAGGAUCUUGGACAGCAGUGUGCGAUGACAGUUUUGACGAAACAGCUGCUCUAGUUGCAUGUCGGCAGUUGAACUUUGUGGAUGGCAGGUUCCAACCAGGUUCUGCUGUUGGCCGACUGGCUCAGGUGGUCAUUAAAGCUGUCAGCUUGGACUGCCUGGGUAAUGAGACAGACUUGUCGCAAUGUAGCAGUAAAGUCUCCAAUCACUGUCUUUCCAAGGACUAUGUGACACUCUACUGUAGCGAUGCCACUGUUGCGGAAAAAGACUGCGUUGAGAUCAGGCUACCCGGUGGUUUAAAUUACGGUUUAUUACAAGCAAAUCAGUACGGAUUCUGGGGCCCAAUAUGUGAUUACGAAUGGACCGACCUUGAAGCAGAUGCUGCCUGCAGAGAACUUGGUAAAGCUGGCGGUUAUGCUUAUUACGCUGUUAGUAAUUCGGAUGUUCCGAUGGUUGUUGGACGUUUCAACUGCUCUGUUGGUGUCGAAACUCUAAAACACUGCGAUUUUAAAGGAUUUGGGGAAGCUCUUGGAUGUCAGUACCCAAUAACAAAAGGCCAAAGAAGAGCUGCUGGUGUUUUUUGUUAUGAACAUGAAGAUGGUGUACAAUUUCGUCUGUCAGAUCGUUGGUAUGGUAAAGUACAAGUGAAGCAUGAAGGGGAAUGGGGCCGCGUCUGCAACGCCAAUUGGGGCAACAAAGAAGCCAGUACUUUAUGUAAACAAAUUGGCUACAUUGAUGGACGUGCUGAAUUCACUCCCGGUGACAGCAACGGAAAAAUUCGAAUGAAUAAUGUGAAUUGUACUGGGUCAGAAAGUUCUAUACUAGAAUGCAGUCAUCGUUCUAGCUGGAGAGGAACGUUGAGUCCUUGCAACGAUGCUCAAGUGGUCUGCAAUAUUACAGUUUGUGGCACGAUGGAUAUUCGAAACUCGGUAGAUUCCCUGAACAGGUUGAGGUAUUGCAACGUGAUUGAGGGUAACUUGACGAUUCUCCUCAUCGCAGGAAAGUGGGAAGAUUUCCAGAGGUACAGCUUCCCGAACCUUGUGGAGAUCACUGAAUUCCUUGUUCUCUUCAGAGUUGAUAAUUUACGAAGCCUAAAUCAGUUGUUUCCAAAUCUAGCUAUUAUACGCGGAGAUAGACUGUUCAGUGAUUAUGCCCUGGUCGCGUUUGAAAUGCCAGAUCUGGUUGAACUGGGGCUGUCUAGUUUGGUGUCAAUACCUCGUGGUGCUGUCAGGUUAGAGAAAAAUCCCAAUCUCUGUUAUAUUGAAACGGUGGACUGGUCAAAAAUCACAACUGGAAUCUCCAUGUCAGAAAAUUAUUUUAAAGGCAAUAAGGAUGUUCAGGAAUGUGUAAACAGGUGUCCGAGUACGUGCGAUGAAACCGUUGAAUAUGUAAAGAAGGUACCCCGGUGCUGGACCAUCAAUGACUGUCAGAAAAUGUUAUCCAUUCCAGCCAGUUGCACGUCAGGUUUCUAUAGUAACGGUAUCUGUUGUGAUCCUAAUUGUAUGGGUGGAUGUACAGGACCGGAGGCUACACAAUGCACAUCUUGUAGAAACGUGAUGCAACAUAUUGGCAAUGACAUUCCAACGUGUACACAACGCUGCUCUGCUGGAACUUAUAUGUAUAAGAACCGCAGAUGCCUGUUGGACAAGGAGUGCGUUGACUUUCAAGACUACCCACUACGCACUGUACAAUGUGUAGACAGAUAUGGCUUAUUUAAAAAUUGUUUAAAGCUUGUUGUGUCUGAUGACAGGAGCCAACCCGGACUAUGUGUUGCUGACUGUCCUGCAGGGUACGAUGAUUCAGACCCAACUAACCCACAGAGAUGUUUCCGCUGUCAAGGAAAAUGCCCAAAAGUUUGUGAUGGUAAAGUAAUCGACAGUGUCUUGGCUGCCCACGAGUUGAAGGACUGUAAUAUUAUAAAGGGUCCGCUACAGAUCAACAUCAGACAGGGAGGUCAGAUUGCACAAGAGCUGGAAGAGAACUUUGCACAGAUAGAAGAGAUUACAGACUUUAUCAUUAUUAGUCACUCUGAAGCACUUAUGUCUCUUCAUUUCUUGAAAGGACUACGCAGGAUUGGUGGAGAAAAACUAGCAUAUGACAAGUACAUAUUCUAUGUUUAUGACAAUCUAAAUCUGCAAGAACUUUUCCUUGAUGAUGUAGCGAAGAAUCUCGAGAUUGGGAAAGGAUCAGUUCUAUUCCAGUACAACCGGAAGCUUUGUUACAACAAAAUCACUAAAUUUAUAUCAUCUGUCGGCCUUGAUAUCAACAAAAUCGACCCGGAAGAAGUGUCUGCGGAAAACAACGGAGAUCAGAUGCCAUGUGAAAUACAGAAUCUGACACUAACAUUACAGAAGACGUCCCCACAUAUUGCGUUUGUCUCAUGGACAAGAAUGAAUAUUACUGAUCCUAGGCAUUUCAUUGGUUAUUCCAUAAACUGGAAGGAGGCACCGGAGAAGAAUGUUUCCAUUUACAGAGGACGUGAUGCCUGCUCAGAUGACCUGUGGAAAAGUAAAGACGUGUGCACUGGUUUACCUGACCCGAAUCACUGUCAUACAAUAGACUUUAUCGUAGGACUUGAACCUUGGACACAAUAUGCAGCAUAUGUGAAAGCACUCACAGUCUCCAAGUCUGUUCAAGGGGGCAUUAGCGAUGUUAUAUACUUCCGAACAGAUGCUGAAGUUCCUACACCACCAGUAAAUCUACAGGUGUUAGCAAAAGUACCUGGCGAACUGGAAGUGACGUGGGGUCCGCCAGACAAACCUAACGGCAAUGUGACGCACUAUGAAGUAUACUGGCAGAAACAGAACUUUGAUCAGUCAGAAUAUGAGCUCAGAGACUACUGCUUGCAACCACUUACUGUCACAAGCACAAGAGACAGGGAAGAAAAAGAAGCAAAGGAAGAGGAAAGUAAGAAUUCUACAACUGAUGGUUAUUGCUGUGCUUGUCCAUUGUCAGAAACACAACGCAAAGAGGAGGAAAGGGAGAGAAAUCUUGGCAUACAGUUUCAGGAUUAUCUCCAGAACCAGGUCUACAUAAAAAGACUGACUAUAGCUGCCACAACAAUCCUGCCGACAAGUGCUGCUACUGUAUCCAGAUACCUCCUCAGUCCAUACUCCGAGUCAACAAAGAAAUCUUUUGCUAAGUUACACCAAAUAAAGAAAUACGCACAGAACAGUAAUCCCGAAGCACAGAAGAAAUUCACAUGCCAGUCCCCGGGGGAAGAUCGCCAGAAAAUUAUUACGACGACAAAAGCUCCUUAUGGAAACGAGACUGCUGUCAAUGUAUCCACGACGACCCCAAUGUCUGCUGAAGGUGAUAAAGAGAUAGACAUAAGUGAUGAAAAUACGUUUUUAAAGGCAGAUGUGUAUGAAAAGAGAAAGUUUGUUAUAACUGGACUUGGUCACUUUGAAGAUUAUAAUAUAGAGGUAAUAGCUUGCCACACCCGACCCUCUGACCCCAGAAAGGACAUGCUUUGUGGUAACCAGGCUUUGGGUUUUGGAAGAACAUUACCUGAUGACCAAGCAGACAGUAUAAACUCUAGUCAGGUUCAGGUGAACAUGCUCGCUAACAGGACUGGUGCUGUUCAUAUCAAAUGGCUUGAUCCACCCAAACCAAAUGGACUUAUACUCAUUUACGAUAUUGAGUACAUGAAUCAAAACAUAAACAACGUGAAGCCUUUAUUGAUAUGUAUAACGUAUGCCCGGUACCGUGAUGAAGGGAAAGGAGGUCACAUUCUAGAUAAAUUGGAUCCAGGAAAUUACACAUUCAAACUUCGAGCUACAUCACUAGCAGGGAAAGGACCGUGGACAGAUCCGUUGUACUUUAACAUUCCUGAUCUUGCAGUUGAUAGUAGUAACGCCCACAUGGUGAUAGCGGUCAGUGUUGUGUGUGUGGUCGCUAUUCCAAUCGCUGUCAUAGUGGUCUGGUUCAUUGCCAGAAGAAAGUAUGUUAGACUGGCCCGUGGUGGGGUGUUGAUCUCGACCAACCCUGAUUAUCCUGAAAUGGCUUACUAUAUAUAUCAACCAGAUGAAUGGGAAGUGGCCCGUGACAAUGUAGUAUUAUUGAAAGAUCUGGGACAAGGAUCGUUCGGAAUGGUUUACAUGGGUCUCGUGAAGAAUCUUGUAUCUGGGGGAGGAGAUAUUAAAGUAGCUGUGAAAACAACCAAUGAAAACAGUACUGAUCAUGAUAGAUACCAGUUCCUGCAAGAGGCUUCCAUUAUGAAACAAUUCAGUUGCCAUCAUGUUGUCAAGUUGAUCGGCGUUGUAUCACAGGGACAGCCAGCAUAUGUGUUGAUGGAGCUGAUGUUAAAUGGAGAUCUCAAACAUUUUCUACGUCUCCAUCGUCCUGAUGAAGCGGAAAAUGAUGGAAGAUCUCCGCCAACUUUGAAACAGAUCCUACAAAUGGCGGGAGAAAUUGCAGAUGGAAUGGCAUAUUUAGCGGAUAAAAAAUUUGUACAUAGAGAUUUAGCUGCUAGAAAUUGUAUGGUAGGCGAGGAUAUGACAGUAAAAAUUGGAGACUUUGGUAUGACCAGGGAUAUAUACGAGACAGACUAUUACAGAAAAGGAAGUCGUGGUCUGUUACCUGUAAGAUGGAUGCCUCCAGAAUCUCUCAAAGAUGGAGUGUUCACAAGUUUAACAGAUGUGUGGUCAUAUGGUGUUGUAUUGUGGGAGAUGGCGACUUUGGCAGCACAGCCAUACCAGGGUCUUGCGAAUGAGCAGGUCCUGAAGUAUGUAGGCUCUGGAAAAAUCAUGGAUGCCCCAGAAGGAUGUCCUACUAAAUUAUAUGAUUUAAUGGUGAAGUGUUGGAGAUAUAGACCAAAACAAAGACCUACAUUUAAAGAAAUCAUAGAACUUCUAUUACCAGACUUAGAUCCUAGUUUUAGAGAAGUCUCGUAUUUCUUUAGCGAGGAAAGUGCUAAAUAUGAAGAGGCGAAACAUACAAGUGGGGCGUCACAUAAUCAUCGUGAUGAUGAUGAUAAUUUUGAGUCCAUAGACAAAGACUAUGAAGAUGAGGACAUUCAGCGUCCUAUGAACGAUUACGUAGAUGAAGCCAAUUUACCUAUGUUAGGGGUCGGGGCCUCAAACGGUCACGAUUUAGAGUUACAGGAUAUUUGCAGUGAUACGGGAACGUUUCCACAUUAUAGUUCAUGUAGUUCUAAUAAUAGACAUCCUGAUGGCUCAGCAGAGGUGUGUGACUGUAAUUUGUUCAGAGAGCAGGCAGGAGCAGCUGGGCAAUCUCUUGUAGAUAUAUAUAGACGUAAUCAUUGCCCAAGCCCAAAUUCUAGUGCGAAAGGUGGCUCAAGUGACGGUAGUAAAGAAAGUAGUAAAAGUUCGAGCAGUAGUUAUGCUCACAUGAAUGGACUUAGUGUGGCCAAUGGGCACGUACCUUUACACUUACAACGGACUGCACCAUGCUAGCAUAUGUCCCCCCUCUCAUGAAGGCACAGUAUGGGGAAAGGUUGGUUGGAUGUCAAGUGGAGGUCAGAAUAAAAGUCACAUUAUUUCUGGCAAGUUUGGAGUUGUCUUUCAUUGAUUAAAACAAGGAAAUGCAGUGUUUUUUACUCGGAAGUUUUGAUUCACAUGGAAGUAAAGUGCUUAAUUUGUUUUCAGUCAGGUGUAAAAUUUACUAUCCUGCAACUUUCAGUGCAGAGACUUCAUUGUGCAAAUGCCAAACUUGCUGUAUGAAUGGUUCAUUUGUUAUGAAAAAUACAUACCUUGGCAUACCUUUAUUUCUGCAUUGGACUCAACAACUUUAAAGAUACAGCAUCAUCUACUUCAAGCAAUAGGGGUAUUCAUGAAUGGAAUUAAAUUAAUCAGGAAGAGUUUAUUGAGAGUUUUUCACAUAAAUGUGUGAUGCUUGGUGCCCAUUGAGAGGGAAGGUAAUUCAAUAAUUAGUCUACGACUGGACGUAUUUCCAUAUUGUGAUAAUCAGACAAUCAGCUUUUACUUGCUGAAACUGUCAUUUCUCUACAUUGUUUUUCAGAAAAAAAAAACAAAAACAAUAAAUUACAUGUGCUGAGUUUUAAUUAAUAAUACUAAUUGUUAUGCAUUCUAUAUUCAUUAAAUUUGAAUUUUAGAGUAAAAAUAUUUAUUUGUGUGUUCUGAGUUACUGAAAGAUAUUUUGUUGAAAUAUCUGAAUAAUGUGAAUAGAUAAAAUUUAUGCUAGUCAUCCAGUAUUCAGCAAAGUCUCUUACAGAAAUUGAACAGACUGAGUGACUGUGAUUUUGUGAUAUUCAUGAUACAGGUAUUUGAAGGUGUGUGCCUUCGGACUGUUGUCAGAAAAUGAAAAAUUAAGAAAAUACUGUCUGAGAUAGCACCAGCAAACAUGAAAUAAAAAGUCAAGGAAAGUUGACUAGGUGCUACCCGUAUAAUUUAUAUGAAGAAAAAACAAUUGUCAAGUAAAUGAUACUGUGUAGGGCUUUUGAAUUGCCAGAUUAUUUUCCACCUAUUUUCAAAAUGGCUAGUUUAUGGUUUGUAAAUUUGAUUUAUUUUUCAUUAAAAACAGUGCAUUUGA